AUGGCUGAUACUACCACUGCUACUAACACCACCGAUGUUGUUGAUGAUGUUGCUGCGGUGAAACCCAAGACUGCUGUUAAACCCAAGAAAUCUGCCGACCACCCUCCGGCUAAAGUCAUGGUGAAGGCUGCUGUCGCCGCCCUGAAGGAACGCACCGGUUCCUCGCGUCCUGCCAUCAUGAAGUACAUCGCCGCCAACUAUAACUACGACAAUGCCAAAGCUGUCGCUGCGGCUUUGAAGAAAGCAGUCGAAUCCGGAACAUUCAUCCAGGUCAAAGCAAGUUUCAAACUUUCCGCCGAGGCCAAGAAACCCGAGAAGCCGACCAAGAAACCAGCCAAGAAACCUGCCACAAAAACUGCGAAAGUGAAAAAGGCGAAAUCGGCCAAGACGACGGAGAAAAAGACCAAAACGCCCAAGAAGAAAGCUACUAAGUCAACCGAUGAGGGAAAGGUCAAGAAAGUGAAGAAGACUCCCAAGAAAGAUAGCAAGCCGAAGAAGUCAGCAGAGAAAAAGAGCGUGAAGAAGACCACGAUAGCGGCCAAGACUGACAAACCCAAGGUCAAGAAAGCCACCAAGCCUAAAACUGACAAGCCCAAAGUCAAGAAAGCCGCAACCAAGACCGAGAAGCCCACGGUCAAGAAGACGGCCACCAAGACUGACAAGCCAAAGAAAGCCACCAAGCCUAAGGCACAGAAGAAGACCACCAAAGCUUAA
This is a messenger RNA of Lineus longissimus, 714 nucleotides long. RefSeq names its product histone H1-like. The transcript has a single exon. Gene Ontology annotation, cellular component: nucleus; nucleosome. The record is from RefSeq and is a predicted model, not a curated record. Gene Ontology annotation, molecular function: nucleosomal DNA binding; structural constituent of chromatin; double-stranded DNA binding. Bases 1 to 714 code for a protein of 237 amino acids. Lineage: Eukaryota; Metazoa; Nemertea; Pilidiophora; Heteronemertea; Lineidae. Gene Ontology annotation, biological process: negative regulation of DNA recombination; chromosome condensation; nucleosome assembly.